Messenger RNA from Adineta ricciae, 1311 nucleotides. NCBI's taxonomy places the organism in Eukaryota, Metazoa, Rotifera, Eurotatoria, Adinetida, Adinetidae. The record is from the annotation of a GenBank genome assembly.
AUGACUACAGCAAUUGAAGAUACUCCAGUGAUUGUACCCAAAGAGGAGGAAACAAGUCGAAAUUUUCAUCAGAACUAUGUUCUUUCAUCUCAAUAUGAAUCAUUGGAUAGUGAUGAUUUGUAUACAAAAUUUAAGAAACUACAGCGACAAUUGGAAUUUCUCGAAGUUCAAGAAGAAUAUGUAAAAACAGAAUUGAAAAACCUUAAAAAAGAAAUGCUACAUGCACAAGAAGAAAUCAAACGUAUUCAAAGUGUUCCACUUGUUAUCGGACAAUUUCUCGAAGCAGUUGAUCAAAACACCGGCAUUGUUGGAUCAACGACAGGUUCGAAUUAUUAUGUUCGAAUUCUAUCAACAAUCGAUCGAGAACUUCUAAAAGCUGGCGCCAGUGUUGCGCUGCAUAAGCAUUCAAAUGCUCUUGUCGAUAUUCUUCCACCUGAAUCGGAUAGUAGUAUAUCCAUGUUACAAGCUGAUGAAAAACCUGAUGUCGACUAUGCAGAUAUUGGUGGAUUGGAUUUACAAAAACAAGAAAUUCGCGAAGCAGUGGAACUACCAUUGACACAUUUCGAAUUAUAUAAAUUAAUUGGUAUUGACCCACCUCGUGGUGUACUCAUGUACGGUCCACCAGGUUGUGGUAAGACCAUGUUAGCUAAAGCUGUUGCUCGACAUACAACUGGUGGGUUUGAUUAUUUUGGACUUCGAAUGUCAGGAAUAUCUUUUAUUUGUUUAGCUUCAUUUAUUCGCGUUGUUGGCUCGGAAUUUGUUCAGAAAUAUCUCGGCGAAGGUCCCCGAAUGGUUCGUGAUGUCUUUCGUUUAGCAAAAGAAAAUUCACCCGCAAUUAUUUUUAUCGAUGAAAUUGAUGCUAUUGCAACGAAACGCUUCGACGCUCAAACAGGAGCUGAUCGAGAAGUUCAACGUAUUCUACUUGAAUUACUCAAUCAAAUGGACGGAUUCGAUCAAAGUAUCAAUGUUAAAGUUAUCAUGGCAACAAAUCGUGCUGAUACACUUGAUCCAGCUCUUCUUCGUCCUGGUCGUUUAGAUCGUAAGAUCGAAUUUCCAUUACCUGAUCGACGACAAAAACGCUUAGUCUUCUCGACUGUAACCGGUAAAAUGAAUUUAAGUGACGAAGUCGACUUAGAAGACUAUGUAGCCCGUCCUGAUCGAAUAUCAGGCGCUGAUAUUAAUUCCAUUUGCCAAGAAGCUGGCAUGCAAGCCGUUCGAGAAAAUCGUUACAUUGUCUUGGCCAAAGAUUUCGAAAAAGCGUAUAAAAAUGUUGUUAAAAAGAAUGAACAAGAUUUCGAAUUUUAUAAGUAA